AUGAAGCGCAAGACAGAUCAAAGAGGCUCUCUUGAUGGCAAUGGCCUGCCUGAGUCCAAGAAGCGUGCCCUGUCCAGCGAAGAAGCUGUGGCGCGCUUCCGUGACGGCCUCUUCGACAGUGCGGAACAGCAGAAGUACACCGACAGCUAUGCCAAGUCGGCUCCCUACCUGCACGGAGUUAUCUGCCCCUUGAUUGAACCUUCUUUGCUACGCUCUGUCCGCGAUGAGAUCCAAGAGCACCUGUCCUUCACCGAGAAGGAAACCGACAUCUACAAGAUUUUCCAAUCGGGUGACCUAGCCAACCUGGAUGGCUUGGAUGACUCUUCUCUAUCAAAAUUGCCGGCGGUGUUGAAACUCCGCGACGCCAUGUACUCGGCGCGGUUCCGGGAGUACCUGUCUUCUGUCACCGGGUCCGGGAAAUUGAGUGGACGCAAGACCGACAUGGCCAUCAACGUGUACAAUGAGGGCUGCCAUCUCCUGUGCCAUGACGACGUCAUUGGCAGCCGACGUCUCAGCUACAUCUUGUACCUGACUGAUCCCGAUACGCCCUGGCAAGCCGAGUGGGGUGGAGCUCUGCGCCUGUACCCCACAACGACCGAGAAGGAUGCCAAGGGUGAGGAUGUCAAGAUCCCCAGCCCGGACUACAGUCUCUCCAUUCCGCCCGCCUUUAACCAGCUCAGCUUUUUCACCGUCCAGCCCGGCGAGAGCUUCCACGACGUUGAGGAAGUGUACCACCCCCGCGAGGGCGAGGAUCGAUCGAAGAAGCGCGUACGCAUGGCCAUUAGCGGAUGGUUCCACAUUCCCCAAGAAGGCGAGGACGGUUACGAAGAGGGAUUGGAGGAGAAACUGGCCGAACGAAGCAGUCUCGCCCAGCUCCAGGGCCGUGGCGACAUGUAUGACCUGCCGCAGGCACAGCCAGUGUCAUGGGAGGAGCCAGAGCCGGAGGGCAAGGGCAAAGGCAAGAUGGAAGAACAGACCGAGGGUGCCGAGUUCAACGAGACCGAUCUCAACUUCCUGGUGCAAUACAUCGCCCCGUCGUACUUGACCCCCGACAUUGCCGAGGAGAUGUCCGACGCGUUCUCCAACGAGUCUUCGCUCAGUCUCGAGCGAUUCCUGUCCGACAAGUUUGCCACCCGUGUGCGGUCGUUUAUUGAGGAGCAGGAAAAGCAGGCCCUGGCCGAUUCAUCGGCUGAGAUCCAGGCUCAGACCGGCUGGACAGUCGCUCGACCACCACACAAGCACCGGUACAUGUACCAGCAGUCCUCGGACAAGUCGGACGACCCAAUCCAGGAACUUUUGAAUGUUCUUUUGCCGUCCCAGGCCUUCCGGAAAUGGCUGGGCCACAUCACAGGCGUAGACCAUCUCACGAGUCACAACUUGCUAGCCCGCCGAUUCCGUCGCGGCGCAGACUACACCCUCGCCAGUGGCUAUGACGGCGAAGCACCGCGGUUGGAAUUCACCCUCUGUCUCACCCCGACCCCGGGAUGGGAGAAGCAAGAAGAGGAAGAGGAAGAGGGUGAUGGCGAGAACGGAGAAGCUCAAUCCUCAGACAAGGCGCCGUCCAAGCCCAAGGAUAACGCCAACACUGACUCUGCCGAGGAUCCUGCCGUGGGUGGCUACGAGAUCUACAUGGCCGGCGAUGAUGACGAAGAAGCCGACGCGGACGAAGAGGAUGGGGAGAAUGCGGACCAGGUGCUUCGGCCCAAGAGCAAAAGCUCCAAGGCCGACCCGGCGAUCUACCGGUCCGCCGCAGCUGAUGAAGACGAUGGCAUUCUCUUCAGUACCCAGGCGGGGUGGAACCGGCUGAGCAUCGUGCUGCGGGACAGCGGCACGCUCAAGUUCGUCAAGUAUGUCAGCGCAGCGGCUCAGGGCGAUCGAUGGGAUAUCACGGGUGAUAUCGGGGUGGAGUUUGAAGAUGAUGAUGAGGAUGACGAAGAUGACGAAGAUGAGAAUGAGGGCGAGGACGAGGAUGACGAAUAG
Molecule: messenger RNA, 1980 nt
Organism: Penicillium alfredii
Lineage: Eukaryota; Fungi; Ascomycota; Eurotiomycetes; Eurotiales; Aspergillaceae
Product: oxidative DNA demethylase
Exons: 2
Coding region: 1-1980 (659 amino acids)
Biological process (GO): peptidyl-proline hydroxylation; regulation of translational termination
Cellular component (GO): cytoplasm
Molecular function (GO): iron ion binding; L-ascorbic acid binding; peptidyl-proline dioxygenase activity
Source: RefSeq, a predicted model, not a curated record